Molecule: messenger RNA, 1483 nt
Organism: Styela clava
Lineage: Eukaryota; Metazoa; Chordata; Ascidiacea; Stolidobranchia; Styelidae
Source: RefSeq, a predicted model, not a curated record
UGGACAGCAAAUAUCAAGCAGAAGUUGCUCGUGUCAGAAGCUCUACCUAUAUUUACGGAGCGCCUCCGUGAUAGUACUGAUGCUGAAGAGUAAGCCGUGUUUGUGCUUACUGUUGAAAUCUCAACCCUAGGCGGUGAUGUACAAUGGCUGGCUGAUGGAAAGCGAUUGUUGUUUGGCAGAGGCAGUGAAAGAAUUCAGACAAUUGCAUCUGGAAAACUCCGCAGUCUUGUUAUUGACGAUGUGAGAAUUGGUUAUGAUGAGAAAAUCUAUACCUGUCGUCUUGGUGAUGAGUGAAUGCUCAACAAACUUUAGAAUAACAAGUGCUCCACUAAGGUUUGUAAAGAACUAUAUGACUGCAGUUUCCAGCCUGGAUCAAAAGUUUUUCUUACUUUGCGAACUCAACAAGCCUUCAAAUGAUAUCUUAUGGAGUUUCGAUGGAGACCGCAUCAAAGAAGACCGUAGAAAAACCAUAAGGAUUUCUGAUGGGGGCAAAAAGCACAUUCUGGAAAUCCUCGACUUCAACACUGAAGAUAGAGGGAAGUAUGUUGUAAAAUCUCGAACACAAAAUGCUUAUACAAAAGCAAUAAUUGAUUUGGCAAUUGCACCAUCACUUUUCGUACCUGAUGACAAUGUGACCGCCCAUACUGGUGGAGGCAUCAUCAUCCCUGUCCAAUGCAAAGGAAUACCAAGACCGAAAUACCAAUUGUAUAAGGAGGUUGGAGACCAACUACUGCCAAUGGAUGAUGAAUAUUUGGAAAUAGAGCAUGAACAACUUAAAGUUAUGUUUUGUAAGCCAAUGCGUUCAGAUUCUGGAAAAUAUCAAAUUGCUGCAACCAAUAAGCAUGGAAAAUCACAUGCUAAAUUUGACUUGUUAGUGAUUGGUAAGCCAUCAUCUCCGAUCCAUCUCACUGUCACUGAAGUGACUUCAUCAAGCGUAUCACUGAUAUGGUCAGAACCUGAAGAAGAUGGCGGAAGCCCUAUCACCAAGUUUUUAGUAGAAAAAAGAGAUAUCAAAAGGAAAAUGUGGCAAAGUGUAUCUGAUGAUGUUGAAGACACUGAAAUAACUGUCAAUAAGUUGAUUGAAGGUAGCAGCUACCUUUUUCGCGUUUCAUGUGAGAAUAGGGUUGGGUUAUCUCAACCCGUACAACUGGUAAUCCUAUUCUGGUGAAACCACAAUAUGGUCCACCAGAAGAGCCUAAAUUUCUUAAAGCUAUCGAAGUAAGAUGUGGAUCAUGUUACUCUAAACUGGAUCAAACCGGAAUUGAUGGUGGUGAAGAAAUCCUAGGUUACAUUGUUGAAAUGAGAGGAAAAAUGGAUUCAAUUUGGACUCAAUGCGUAAGAACUGAAGCUGGCGAAAAUGAAGUUAGAGUAUGUCAACCGGAUGUUGUCGAAGGCCGCCAAUACUAUUUCCGGGUAUUAGCUUUCAAUAAAGCUGGAAACGGAAAACAUAGUGAACCUACGACAUUAAUUCUCGUUGAAGAUG